AUGGAAACCCUGCCCCCUUGGGGACGCCAGAGCGGCAUAUCGGGCGCAGGAAAAGUUGUGAUUCCCCUUGGGAACUUUCCUCCGCCUUCCUUCAUUUCCAUCUCGUGGCUCGGCCCCCGCCGUCGCUCGCCCCGGGCCAGGCGUCCGGAAACUCUGGCCCUUAAAGGGUCCGAGCGGAGGCGCGCACCCGGGACCAGCUUCCGCCGCGAGGGUCCCAGCGCCUGGGCCACCUGCGUCCGAGGGUGGGGCGGGGCGCGGCCCCCCGAAAGCAGGGCGCUCGGCGCGGCUCUGCUUCCCCCCGGUGGUACCCAGAGGAAGUGCACCCGGGGAGCGUUAGGCGCCUCAUCUCGUCGGACUCCUGGAGGUUGCAAACUGGCCACUGGAGAGCCGGUUCUGUCAGUGGGCCGAGGCUGGGUUCUGGGAGUGACUUCACAAUGCCCGACGGUUCCUACACUCUUGCUGCGGCUCCGCUCCACUACGUGGGCUCCCCUGGGGCUGCUUAGCAUUUCUCUCCCCAUUCUGGGGGCACAGAUAUUAAUCACCUGUACCCAGAAGAGUUUCUGCCAGCAGGCCCUGCUCUCGGCCAAUGAUGUUGUUCUGCAAUGCGACCACCCCAGAGCACACUGGUACUUCUUUUCCGUUCUGGGGGAAGUCGUCUCCCUCUCCUCCACGCCUCACUUAAAGGAGCUGCCUGGGGGCAGCCUCCAGUUGACCAACCCGCAGCCCUCCCAGGCAGGCGUCUACCGCUGCCAGGACAAGGGCGGUACCCUCCUGGUGCAGUUCAAGAUUGACUUCCAGGACGCCACCACCCUGCACAUCACACACAGAGACCUGGCCCAGGAGCCCCUGGAGAACGAGACCCUGAGCCUGGGCGGCAAGGAGCUCAUCUUCACCCGCUGGGAGCCCUGGCAGGACUGUAACCGCUGCGGGGUGCCGGGCGAGCACAAGCGCCUGGGCUACUGCUACACCCAGGGGCCCCUGGAGGAAGCCAUGCCCUGCUGGCUCCACCUGAGGAAGGCCAAGGAGCGGUCUGGCCGCAUGCGGCCGGAGCUGCAGGUGGAAACCUGCUUCGUUCCCUGUGACCGCGUCAAGGAGACCAACCAGCCGUUCUUCAUCUUUGACAGCGACCAGCUGGGCAAACUGCCCAACAACGUGUGGCUCACCUGCCCCUUGGCCUCCAUCUACAGGUGA
Molecule: messenger RNA, 1191 nt
Organism: Choloepus didactylus (southern two-toed sloth)
Lineage: Eukaryota; Metazoa; Chordata; Mammalia; Pilosa; Megalonychidae
Product: protein FAM187B-like
Source: RefSeq, a predicted model, not a curated record